This is a messenger RNA of Lymnaea stagnalis (great pond snail), 8676 nucleotides long. Lineage: Eukaryota; Metazoa; Mollusca; Gastropoda; Lymnaeidae. The record is from the annotation of a GenBank genome assembly.
CAAAAUUUGUGGGUGCGGAAAUGGUGCUUCUGCGCUCUUUGUGUUCGUCUUGUUAGACGCGACUGUGGAUAUACAGGAAACGACAAAGUUAUUUGGACUGAAAAGUUGAAAGUGACACACGAGUUAAAAAGCCACUAUUGGUGGUCCAUUAACGAGGUAGGCCUAUCAAGUUUUUGCCAUCACGUUGUUUGUUGUGUGGCGUGUUUUUCUUUACCUCUGUCCCCUGGCCUUAUUUCCAAAAAAAAUAUAUGUAAAAAAGUGACUUAUUAAUAAUGGUGUUACAAGCGUCAAAUAAACGAUUAACCAUCCCCUGAAGAUUUUCUUCUGUGUGAGAUGUUAUGGCGGCAUCGUCAGCGAACAGCAGUUCAAGAGUCAGCUCCUUUUUUACUUUGGUCUUUGCACGAAGUUGAGCAUGUCACAUACCUGGGAUCCAAUAUUUCUAGUUCUCUCUCCGUUGAUGAAGAGAUAAAUAUCAGGAUCGCAAAUGCAGCAGCAACUAUGGCUAAACUGAAUAAGCGGAUAUGGAAUAAUAUAAAUCUAACUGAUAAAAUAAAAAUAAGUGUCUAUGAGGCAGUGUGCUUAGUACGCUAUUAUAUGGCAGCGAGGUGGGGACCAUAAUUAAUAUAUACCAUUCAGGAGCGGAAACUCAACAGCUUCCAUCAAAGAUGUCUGAGUCGCAUUUUACGCAUUCGAUGGCAGGACACGGUGCCUAACACGGAGGUCUUGGAACAUGCACAAAUGUUUAGCAUAUUCUCCGCUCUUAGCAAGAGGCGUCUUCGCUGGUUAGGUCAUGUAAAGAUAAUCGAGGAAGGCCAUAUCCCAAAGAUGCUGCUGAUGGAGAAUUGGCAGAAGGGACAAGACUUAUCGGACGGCCACGCCUCAGAUUUAUGGACGUUUGCAAACGGAGCAUGAAGGAAGCCAAUAUUGAAAACAAUGAAUGGGAGCUCAUUGCCGAACAACGUUCCAGCUGGUGAACAGCAGUGUAUGAAGAAGUAAAAAAUGGACAGAAGAUACGCAAAACGAGGCCCUUACAACAAAAGAACAAAACGGAAGUCAAAAUCUUACCAAGAAUCAAAAUUCUCCUGCGAGAAAUACAGUCGAGAUUGCCAUUCUAGGAUUGGCCUAGUGAGCCACUCGUCGAAGUGUAGGACUACGUAGCUGCUCCAUCGUCUCGCGAAGACGGAAGGAUGCCAUAUAUAUACAUGUUUAGAUGUGCUUGCGUUGUUUAAGCAGCAACCAUUUUAAUGGGAAAAAAAAGAUUUAAACAACCCAGCAUCAAAACAAGAAGUUAAAAUACUAUACUAAAAAAUAGAACAAUUUAUUUUGUCAACCUAUUUUUUUUAAUAUUAUUAUUGUACUAUAUUGUUAUAUAUCUUAUAUCUCUUAUACUUUUGGUUCGUUAUGCUGGGUCUUCACAACCGGUCACCCCUCCACCACCCCACCCCCAGCCCCACCCACCCCCCUCCCAAAUCCACAUGUUUAAAAUUAAUAGUAUUGAUUGGAAAAAAGGCUGUUACGCACCGAGCCUCUAUGCGUAACGUCUGAAUUAAAUAGGCUUUUUUUUUUCUUUGUGGGGAAACGACUAUUAUAUGAAUCGAUAAAGAGCCAGAGUUGUGGUACUAGUCUGUCUGUAUGGCUGUCCAUAGGACUGUCCAUAGUGACUCUAGGCCUAUUGCUUAAAUAUUGCUGCCUGCAGGAUUAUUGUUUAUGGCCGGCAGGUCAGGCGUAGGGCUAUCUGUAUGCCUAUUGUUUAAAGGCCGACUUAUAUUGAAAUUAUAGAAAAUGCGAAGUUAACUCUUUUUUGUAACACUUGGACCCACCGGGUAUUGUCUCAAAAUACCCGGUGUAAAAAAAAAAACCCGCUGCACCUAGGUUAAGCCCUAGGAUACAGUAUUUCUCAUCGUUUGCGAUCGACUGCUCUAAUAGGCAAAUGUGUACAUCGCUGAAACCGACCGAGCCGUCCCAUGCUUUGAGAGUGGUCAUCACGGGGGCCAGCGGUGAGAUAGGGAUGAUGAUCAGCUACAUGAUCGCCAAGGGGGACAUCAGCGGCAAAAAUGAGCUCCUUGAUCUCGUGCUGUACGAAAACCGGUCCAAGAUGAAGCAGCUGAAAGGUGCAAUCAGCGAGGUGAGAGAGAGAGAGAGACAGAAGAGCAGAAGCGAGAAUGUCAACAUGGUGCUAUAAUUACAUGAUUUUAUUUCCUAUUUAAUUUCUCCAAUAAAUAUAUUAAAUUUCAAAAUUAUUUUUUUUGUGGGGUGGGGGGGGGGGAUAAAUUGGGGAAAAUUUGUAAAUAAUAACCAAUGGCUGACCUGUGGACACCCAAAAAAAAUGGAAAUCUCUUCGCAGUAUACUGACAAUCCCAGCCUUAAAAGGUCGGCGAUUGGAAGGUUUUGUACUAAUAAGACUGUUGUCACAGACACAAAAUUUGAGAUUAUGACAUCAUUAUUGUAUGUUUUAAUUUAAUUUUUAUUUUUAAUAAUUUUGUUUUAAUAAUAUCGUUUUAAGUUGUUUUUUUUUUUAAAUUAGUAAAAAGCAGUUGAAGAGUUAAACUUAUCGAAGGUGUAAAAGAUCGUUGAAUUCCUCCAGAGAUAAAGGUUUUCAGGAAACAAAGAUUACAGCAAGCGAGCCUUCAGAAACUAAUGAUGUCAAACUAGUUAUUCAACUCACAACAAAGUUAAGAGAUUGUCGCAGAAAGGCAGUCAGAUUUAUGUUUCAAGUCCAUUGAAUAUUAUGUAACCUUUUUACGUGUUUUAAUUUUCAAAUGUCACAGUUGAUACUGCUAUUAAGCGUCAUGCCUGAUACUGCUAUUCAAUGUCAUGGUUGAUACUGCUAUUUAAUGUCAUGGCUGAAACUACUAUUAAACUGAUACUGCUAUUAAAUGCCAUGUCUAAUACUGCUAUUCAAUGUCAUGGCUGAUAAUGCUAUUCAAUGUCAUGGUAGAUACUGAUAUUAAAUUUCAUGGCUGAUGCUGCAAUUAAAUGUCAUGGUUGAUAUUGCUAUUAAUUCCUUGACGCGGCCAUGAGAAAGCCGCUCAUAAGCGACCGUUUCGUCACAACUUUCGUCCCGACCGAAAUACUCCCUGGACAGUGGGGGUGGUAACGCAACACCUUUCCCCCGGAAUGGAAGCAAAGCCGUCCUGACACACGGAGAGUGGACCGCGAACGCUUUAAACGCAGCGUUUUCGGUCGAAACUAACGUCCCCCAGGCCAGGGGGGUGGUUCCCAGCGUGCUUCCGCACGGUCUGGCGGUGGGGAGACCCUGCGUCUGGCACGUGUGGAGGUGUGAAAAAGGGGGGGGGGGUAUUAAGAGCUCGCGCUCAACGACCCACCGACGCCAUCUCCAAAGUGACGUUAUCAAUUCUUUGACGGAAUGUUUCAAGCACAUGAGAUUAGGUGAUUACAGACAUCUCGUUAGGAAUUGUUGAACAAAUUUACAGAUUUAAAAAAUGUGCCAACAAAUGGGAAACUACUCAGAAAUAGAGGCCUAGAGAUUUUGUUAUUUGGUAUACAUGUCGCCAUGUAAAAAAAAAAAAAAUCUUCACUGAACUUCCAUACAGUUUUUACACUCUAAUUAGUGUUUGAAUGUUUUUUCCAACAAUAAGACCUAUUAAUUUCAUUUCGAGCUUGCUCUGUUGAAGGAAACUUGUAACUGGCAGUCUUUCCACAGCUUGGCACGUGCAACCUCGGUAAGGUUAGGUCCUUUCAUGCCACCGAUAGUCUGAUGGAAGCUUUCUCGAAUGCUGACGUCAUCAUACUCGUCGGUGGACUCUGGGCGGCGCCUGGCUAUUCUCGAAAUGAUCUCAUCGGAGUUAACGCCCUUGAAUUCAAGGUAAAUAUUCAGCGAGUCAAUGUUUGGUGCUUGUAUGUGAAGAGGCGUCCAAUACGAGUUUGGGGACAAGAUCCCCACCCAUAGUCGCCUUUUGUUAGUUAGUCGCCUUUUGAAUUUCUCCAGGUAACAAAACUAAGAUGGGAAAGAAGAAAAUACUAAUAUUUUUUAUAAAUUAUUAUUUUUAAAAUUUAAAUAAAUGUAACGAAAUCACAAGGUUUGUGAUUUUUGUUGAUAAAAAAAAAAGCUCUUUCUUAGGGGCAGUCCCAGAGGUUGUUUUAGCUUGUCUGGGCUAUAAUUGUAAUUUAACUCCAUUCCACCAGUUUGGCUUUGACCAAUAUUCCCCGCACAGCUACCAAUCAUUGUUAGAGUUUUCAGAAAUAAAAUUAACAUAAAAAAAAUUAUAACCCUACUAAAAUUCAUUUAUUAGCCCAAACACUGGAUUGGAUACUUUAAUUUCCUGAGAAAUGUGAAGAAUUAUUGAUCUAUUAGCGACAUUGUCAGAGCUUCUUACCAUUGUUGAAUAGUCAACAAAGGUCUUACAAUUUGUGAACUGUGCAUUUUGGUAUUAUUAAUAGCUAUAAAGAACUCUCGAAUUCAAUACAAAUACAUACAAUUGACUAGAGUCAAGUAGGAGAGGUUUUGGGCUUCCACCACUCGAGGGGGGUGGGGGGUUAGACGCCCCUGUGUAUGUGUGUGCAUGAAGUAGGGGUGUAUUAAAAUACAACCGUUUUAGUUGUGUUUAUAAUGGUCGGUUCGUUUAUUCUCACUUGAAGAAAAGGAGGGUUCUCAGUUCUCACCAAGCAACAUAACAUGAACAUUUGGAUAUUUUGGCAUAGGACAUAAUAUAUUUUUCCUUCAUGGCCCACACAAUGGCCUCGCGUGCAACAAAUUUUAAACAUGUAUUCUGUCAUGUAUCAGGUCACUCUGAAUUGUGCCGGGGUACAAAAAAAAAACUAAGAUUCUGAACAUACUUUUAAUUUAUGUCAACGUAACGUGACGUUAUGACCUUAUGUUGCUGUUUUCCCCCAGGAAGUCGGACUCGUCUUGUCAAAAGUUGCGAAAGAAACGGUCAAAAUCUUGAUGGUCGUAGAGCCGCAGAAUAUCAACCUCAUGGUGCUCAGGUCAGUGUGUGUUGAGGUCAGUUUGUGCUGAGGUCAGUGCAUGCUGAGGUCAGUUUGUGCUGAGGUCAGUGCGUGCUGAGGUCAGUGCGUGCUAAGGUCAGUGCGUGCUAAGGUCAGCGUGCUCUCAGGUCAGCGUGUGCUCUGGUCAGCGUGUGCUCAGGUCAGUUUAUGCUCAGGUCAGUGUGUCAGAUUUCGAACAUAAAAACAACGCAAUACUACAAAGAAGAUGUUGCGACAGUUUUAACCACCCCACACCCCACCCCGUAUUCAAGCAAAGAUAUCCAUGUCUGAUCACCGCUUGUUUUUCGUUUAUAAUUAACACCCCCCCCCCAAACUACCAUACGUUGCAGAGUAUUUAUUUGUUGUUGUUUUUUUCCAAUAGACCAAACGCACGCUCCAUACUUUCCCCAAAACCCAAGAGCCGCCAUGAUUCCCGUGUUAUUUUAUUCCAACAUCAUGACGUCGACACCCGCCUACUGUGGCACCGUCCGAUCACCGAACUAUUUGUAAAAAUUAUUAAUGCCGAAUGUAAAAAAAAUAAAUAAAUAAAACAUAACAAAGCAGCAUCAUCAGAGAUUUAAAUAUAUAUAUAUAUAUAUAUAUAUAUAUAUAUAUAUAUAUUUAAAUUUUAAAAAAAACGCAACGGCCCUUAAAGCCCCAAUGUAAAAAAAAUAAAUAAAUAAAACAUAACAAAGCAGCAUCAUCAGAGAUUUAAAUAUAUAUAUAUAUAUAUAUAUAUAUAUAUAUAUAUAUAUAUUUAAAUUUUAAAAAAAACGCAACGGCCCUUAAAGCCCCCAUGAUAAGCCAUCGUUAAGCAGUAAUACGAAACAAAGGAAACUACUCCCGACAUAAUGGCAUUGAAGUUAUCCGGUUUAUUCUGUGACACAAAUGUUGUCAAAUGUUUCGUUUCAGUUAUUUUGCACCCAACCUGAAACCGUGUAACCUGACUGGCCUGUCCAGGGUUGACCACAACCGGGCCCAGACAAUGAUUGCGAGGAUGCUUCAGAUUUCAUGCGACAAGGUUGAAUCUUAGCCUAAUUUUUUUUUUUUUUUUUUAAAUUAAUUUGUUUUCAAAAGACUUGCUAUCGAAGAUGAGUUGAAAAUGCGCUAAAAAGUAGAAAAUAAUUUUAAAUUUCUUAAAAUUGAUAUGCAGCCAAAGUCUAUGCUGAAGUGUGGAAAAUGAUCAUAUUUAGCCAAAGGCUUUAAAUUAAAUGAAUUAAAAAUAUAUUAGAUAUAAAAUAAAUAAAAUAUGUUUUACUUUUAAUUCAUUAAAAAAAAAUAUUUUCUUCUCAGACUUUCUUUGCAUUUUCAAUAAAUGUUUUCCUUGUUUUGUUUUUUCUUUUUUUUUCACAUUUUUUCGUUUUCUUACUUUGUUACUAUUAAAUUUGUAAUAUUUUAACUAUCGAAAACAGUUUUUAGAAUUUGUUCCUUUUUAAACCAAGGAAUUCUUAUAAAUUCCGGUUAAAGGGUAUUUACUUUUUACCCUGGCAUCAAACAAACUAAAAUUGGAUUUUAACGGUUGCAGCGUUUUAUAACAAUGACAACGAGCCGUACGUGUUUUCAAAUUUAUUUGCCGUAUGCCCUGCCCCUAACCUUUUCCGAACACACCCCCCCCCCGACCGAAAAUUCUACAACACUCGACUUUGCUCCCCAACCCACCUUUCUCUCACCGCCCACUGACCGAAUCAGACGCAAUCAACCACGAUCAACCAAGCGUGAGGGUCACGUGUGACAACAAAAAUAAAUGUAUUCUACAAAGUUAAGAAACCAAAUGGAUUUCCGAGUAGAUAGAAAGUAUUUUAAAAAGUGAAUAAUUACAACUGCAUUAUUGAGUUUUGAUUCGCUUUAAACCUAAAAUUGUAUCACAAAUUUUAUUAGGGUUUAAUUAUAAUAAUAUAUUCAGAUGAAACUUUGAUAAUGGCCCAGAUCUAGAUCAUAUUUACUUAUAUUUACUUUAAUCGCCUUCUUUAUUUGUUUAUUUUAUUUUAAACGUUCAAAAGCUCUAAGCGUAUUAAAUAGUCUCGUUGUCUUGAAAUUCGCCACGAAUCAAGUCUUUGAUGUCUAAACCUGUUGUUUUAAUUCAAAUGACCAAUUUGGACUACAACAACAGUAUUCACGGUUAAACGUCUUUUAUAUCUUUAUUUUAAAUAUGUCGUUCAUCCUACAUUUUCGACAUUAUUUGUAUCAUUUUGUCGUUGUUGUAUAUUUUUAAAGCAAAAAUCCAUAUUGCUCAAUAACAAUCUGAGGGAUUAGAUGACAGCUUCCAAUUUUUUUCUUCUCUUUCUCUUUUAGAUAGCACAUCUAACAAUGUGGGGCAACAGAUCACUGAACAUAUUCCCAGACAUACGUCACGCCAAGAUUGAGGUUUGUGGGAACCUGCUUCCGGCCUACGAAGCCAUUAAAGACGAUUUUUUCCUCAAGUACAAAUUCACCGAGCUGCUACAAAACCGAGAAGCUGACAUCAUAAAAGUAAGGCGACGGAAAUGUACGAAAGGGGCUCUUUUAAUGACAUAGCGAUUGUGCAACUCAAUAACGGGUUUUGGUAAAUGUAAAUACGUGAUUUUAGUGCAUCUGCACAUUCGAAGUUGAUGCGCGUAAAUAAGCAAUUUGCGAAACAAGCACUGAUGUAUGAAAUGAGUUGAAUAGUUAUGCUCAUUAGAAGAGCAUUCAAUUCAAUAUAUUUUCAGCGACGCGCGCGAAUUCAAAAUACAAUCUGAAAUAGACAAAAUCUGAGGGAAUUCAGUUAAUGUCACUAAAUGUUUAAAUUUAUUUAAAGAAAUAGUUUUCGCAACGCUAUUCUUAAAUUGUUGUAGAAGCGUAAGACGAAUGGAUGCCACCAGACCGUGGCCUCCGCUGCUGUGCAACACAUAAAGGACUGGAUGCAGGGAACCAAACCAGGGGACUGGACAUCAAUGGUUGUCAUCUCUGACGGUAGCUAUGGCAUUGACAAAGGUGAGAUUUUAAAAACAGAGCAUAUCGAGGAGACAAUUUAAACUCAGCGUGGACUCCACUACUAGUAUUUCGUUUCAAGAGAUGUGUUGUCUUCCCUUGAUCUGUUUUUUUGUGUACUCUUACAGUCCUGGGCAUAUACAAUGACAUUCCAAAAAAAGUAUUUAAAAGAUGAAGUAUGAUUGAACAUUAGCAGUCCCCUGCCCGUUCUUUCUGUUUCAGCCGGUAGUAAAACCUUCUCAUAAACCCACGCUUCUAUUUCUGCGACCAGGUCUAGCUUACAGUUUUCCUGUCAAGGUCAGCAAGCAGGGUGAGUGGGAGAUCGUUCAAGACCUGGACAUCAACUACUACGAACGAGAAAAAUUGGACGUAAGCCAUCGUCUUUACAAUGUGUACAUGAGUAGUAUAAGCUCGUUGCAAUUUAAAAUUUCUACACGUAGUUAUAGUGAUAAAUAAAUAGCAAUGCAUUAAUUCGCUAAGCACGCAAUCAUUACAUUCAGAGUUCACUUUAUACCUUUAAUGUGGGCUUGGCUUCGUUGAUCUCUUUAUCUCUUCUCGGUUACCGCCAGGAGCGAGUCAAUGAGAUCAAGACGGAGCGAAUGUUCGCCUACAGCAUUCUAGAACUACCGGAAGCCAAGCAGGAGAUUGAGAAAGACGAAGAGUGUGCGGUGGACCAAGCCAGGGCCACCAAGUGGAGCUUCGGCCACACAGAUCCGGUGCCCUGCAGCAUUCUAGGUCCACUGGAACAAGAACGAUUGGGCAGUAUGUGAAACGGUGGGG